Messenger RNA from Vanderwaltozyma polyspora DSM 70294, 2664 nucleotides. It is a transcript of the gene PRP6, whose product is annotated as U4/U6-U5 snRNP complex subunit PRP6. Gene Ontology annotation, biological process: mRNA splicing, via spliceosome; spliceosomal tri-snRNP complex assembly. NCBI's taxonomy places the organism in Eukaryota, Fungi, Ascomycota, Saccharomycetes, Saccharomycetales, Saccharomycetaceae. Gene Ontology annotation, cellular component: U4/U6 x U5 tri-snRNP complex; catalytic step 2 spliceosome. The transcript has a single exon. Gene Ontology annotation, molecular function: protein binding. Bases 1 to 2664 code for a protein of 887 amino acids. The record is from RefSeq and is a predicted model, not a curated record.
AUGCAAAGACCAGCUUUUUUAGACCAGGAUCCUCCUCCUGGUUAUAUUCCUGGUAUUGGAAGAGGUGCUACAGGUUUCUCAACUAGAGGUGACAACAAUAAAAAGAUCCCUAAAAGAUUACAAGGUGAAAAUAUAAGGACAUCCAGUUAUAACUUCAAGCAAAAUGAUAUUAACGAAGAUUUAGAGGCUGAAAAAAUUUUUGGAGACAUUGAUUCAAAAUUAGCUAAACGGAGUAGAGCAUGGAAUAAAAAAAAUGAAGCUAGUAACAACCACAACAACGAUAAUAAUAAUGUUAUUAAUGUUAUUAAUUCUACUAAAAUUUCAGGAAAUUUUAACGACUUAAAACAAUCUCUUUCGAACGUUACUGAUGAUCAAUGGUUAAAUAUACCAGAAGCUGGUGACAUUACAAAAAGGAACAAAAGGCAAAGACUGGAAGAUCAACUAUUAAGGAAAUCUUAUGCUGCUCCAGAUACCCUACUGUCAAAUCAGCUAAAUCUUUCAAAAUUGACUGAAGAAAGAGAUAGACUUUUAGGAAGACAAUUGGAUUCUAGCUUAAUGGAUACAGGGUUUGAAGACAAGAAAAAAGAUGAUGUGGGAAAAUAUUUACAGGAACUGGACGGUAUUGCACCAAAUAAUGAUGAGACAAAUGAUGAUAGUGUCAAUAACAUGCGUGUUAUUUUACAAUCUUAUAUUAAAUCAGACAAACAACACCCUGAAGGAUGGCUGGCUUCUGCAAGGCUAGAGGAAAGGGGUGGAAGAAUUAAAGCGGCUAGGUCAAUCAUAGCAGAUGGAUCUAAAUACUGUCCUAGAAGUGAGGAUAUUUGGCUGGAAAAUAUACGUUUAAAUGAAAUCGAUAAAUAUUUAUGCAAAACUUUAGUUGCCAAGGCUAUUAGAUUCAAUCCGGACUCUUUGGCGCUAUGGAUUAAGGCGAUUGAUUUAGAAGAUGAGACUAUCAAUAAGCAAAGAGUGGUAAGAAAAGCAAUUCAAGAAAUCUCAAAUCAAGAAGAAUUGUGGAAAUUGGCGAUAGAAUAUGAAUCAGAAGAUAAUGAAAAGUUGAGAAUUGCUUUAAAGGCGGUUCAGUUUGUUCCUAAGAGCAUUUAUCUUUGGAAGACAUUAGUUAAAUUUCAACCACAUGAUGAUGCAAAGAUUUCUCUUAAUAAAGUCAAAACAUUUCUACCCAACGAGCCUCAAGUACUAAUCAUGGCUGCUAACAUCGAAGAAAAGUUUAAUAAAAAUUGUACUGUGGACACAAUUGUUGACUUUUUAAUAGACGGAAUCAAAGAACUACAGGAAAAUGGAACAACCCUCCCUUUAUUAACUUGGAUUAAAGAGGCCCAAAAUUUAGGAAAAGAGCCAACUGCUAAAUAUACCUCUGAAGCAAUAAUAAUAGCAGCUUUAAUAUCUGAAAGUGGAGAUCUUUAUUCCUCAGAAAACAUACAACAAAUCAAGAACUUAGAAUCUACCAGUUCAAAAAUAACUGUGUUAAAGUAUCUUUUACAGCAUAAUCCAGGAAAAUUAUCUCUCUGGAAACUGUUAUCAGAUAUUUGCUACACAGAUAAUAAAUCAUCUAUUCUAUUCGAUGUCUUUCAAUCCAUACUAUUUGAAGGCCACCAAGGGAGUGAUGUACUUAAAGGAUAUCCUGUUUUAGCAUUAAUGUAUUCAAAGGCUGUGUGGAAAAAAGAUUGUGAUGUUGAUAGAGCAAUUAAGAUAUUAGAACAAACCUUAACUAUUCUACCAAAAAACCUUGAUAUUUGGUUAGCUAAAAUAAAACUAUUCUCUCGGUCCUCUAGGUUAGCAGAAGUUAGGUCGCUAUUCGAAGAUUCCAUUCAAAAAUUACCAGUUGAUGAAGUUCCAAAUAUUGAAAGGUUAUAUUACAAGUAUAUUAGUUUUUUAAGGUAUCAGAAUGAAAACGAAAAGGCAAUACAGUUACUAGAAAAUGAUUAUAUUCAAAAAUUUAGCUCGAAUCAUAAAUUUUACUUACAAUUAGGACAAAUAUAUGAAACUAUUGGUGAUAUUGAAAGUAGCCGAAAAUGGUUAAAAUAUGGGACUGAGAAAAUUCCAUCAUGCCCAGCAUUAUGGGUUUCAUUAUCUAAAUUAGAUGAAUGUAGUUUCAAUAAUUCAGUUAAGGCAAGGGCUGAUUUGGAUAUGGCUAUAUUAAAAAAUCCAAAGGAAGAACUGCUAUUCCUUGCAAAGGCUCAGCUGGAAAAAAGACUGGGCAAUGUUGAACAAGCCUCGUUAGUUGUGUCUCAAGGUUUAAAGCAAUUAUCUUCUAGUGCGGUACUAUGGGUAGAGAAGAUCAAAUUAUCAAACUCAAAGAAGCCAAUAUCCAAGAAAACCCUUUUCCAAGAUGCUCUAAAGAAUACCUCUAAUAGUUACCUAACAUUACUCGAAAUAGGGAUUUCAUUUUAUCAAGACCUACAAUUCCAAACAGCAUUAAAAUGGCUACAUAGAAGUACAAAGAGCAACCCUCGUUAUGGUGACUCUUGGGUAUGGUUAGCAAGAUGUUACAUAAAAUUGAAGACCCCUAUUAAUUCGUGUAGAGAACAAAUUGAAGAAGUAGAACCAACACAUGGUCCAGAAUGGAUUAGUAUCUCCAAAGAUAUUAAUACUCAAUAUCUGAAACCAUCAGAUAUCCUUGAUAGACUAUUACAAAAAAAAUGUUAA